AUCAUGCAAUUGUGACUUAAUAUCUUGCAAUUCUGAUUUUAUUUUUUGCAAUUGUGACUUUAUAUUUUGCAAUUGUGACUUUAUUUCUUGCGAUUGUGAGUUUAUAUUAUGCAAUUCUGAGAAAAGAAGUCAGAAUUGUGACUUCAUAUCUUGCAAUUCUGAUUUUAUUUCUUGCAAUUGUCAGUUUAUAUCAUGCAAUUCAGAGAAAAAAGUCAGAAUUGUGACUAUAUCUAGCAAUUGUUGGUUUAUAUCACACAAUUCUGAGAAAAAAACUCGCAAUAACCUAUAUAUAAAUAUAAUAAAUAAUCAUAAAAAGUUGCAAUAACAUUAAAAAAAAGAAAAAGAAAAAGAAAAGAAAUUUAAUGGUUUUCAAUGUUCAAGCUAUGUACACAACUAUUACCAUUGAUAUAUGUUCUGUUUAUGUUAUUUUAGGUUUUGUGCGAUCACAUUGAUGGUAAAAUGUGCAUAAAAGCACAUGCUUAGAGGUUAUGAAAGUAGAGGGAAAAUACAGAACAUAAAAAAGAUAAGGAAAUUAUGGGAUUAGAGGAUUUUCAUAUUGGAUUUGCACUGAAUUGUUUAAAAAUCAGACUGAGCACAAUAAUGGACUCAUAUGUUGCUUAAAAGCAACAUAAACUGAAAUUUCCUGUGAGCUUUUAAUAACCUUACAGUAUCCCUGCAAUUGCUAUUUAUCCUUUCCCAUUCCUCCUCAAGGGCUCAAUCCUUAAAUCACAACACUAAUCCUCACGACUGUAUUUUUAACUCUGCCGAGGACAGAAAGAACAGCAAUGGGAUUACGGCAUCAGUGAGGUGGGGCAAAUCCCAACUCUUGAUCUUCAGUUGAGCCGAAACAAAUACAGUUGCUUUUUCUUUCUGUCUUUUUAGCGAUAUUGCAAACUCUAGCAAGCUAGAGGCAGUGGAAUAUGUUUUCUCUAUCCGCCUGGAAAUUUUCUUGAAGCUGUGAAUGCUUGGAAUCUAAAAUCUGACUUUUUCUGUUUUCAUUUCUAACGAGAAAAUCAGUCUCUUUUCAGUACUUUACCCAUUCUUCAAUAAUGGAUCAUCCAAGAAGACAUCUGAAAAAGCUGAAAAAGAGACGUUCAAGUCUUUUUGCGAGUGUCAAACUUAACGCCAGCUUCUCACAGAGUAUAGAGGAAGAAGAGAGUGCCUUUCCAUUUUCACAGGACAGCUCUGUGAAACCUUGGACGUCGAUGGACAACCUUGAUACCCCAUCACCUCAGGCAAAAGACAAAAGAGACAAAGAAAAGAGGAAAAGCAGUGAAACUGAAGCAGCGAAGAUGCCACACCGUCAUUCAACUGUGAUCAAUGUUAACGUAGGUGGAAAAGUCUUUACAAUUCCCAAGCACCUGGCUAUAAAAUACCCUAAAACCAGAAUAGGCAGCUUAGCCCUGUGCAAAGACCCUGUCAAGCAGCUAACGCUCUGCGAUGACUACUGUGUGCUCACUAAUGAGUUCUUUUUUGACCGGGAUCCCACUUUCUUUCAUUACAUCUUCCACUUUUAUUGUAGCAAUGUACUAUGGGUAAUGGAGAGUCUUUGCCCUGUCAAUUUCGAGGAGGAGAUGCACUUUUGGGGCCUGCACUUGAAAGACACUCCCCGCUGUUGUCGUAUUCUCUACGAGGAGAAACUAGACGAAAUAAGAGACCAGCUCAAAGUGAACAGAGAGCUUAUGGCGGAAAUCGAGCCCCAGCAUAACGAGGAGGGUUUCAAAACAAUGAUUUUAGGUGGCUUUCGUAAAUCGCUAUGGGAUCUGAUGGAGAACCCGUACUCCUCGAUGGCUGCUAAGGGCUUUGCUGUGUUCUCCAGCCUCUUCGUGCUCAUCUCCAUUGUAGCGAUGACUCUAAACACUGUGAGCGAACUGAAAGAUUAUAAAAUCUAUGGAAGAACCUAUAUGGAGUGUGUGGAGAUCACUUCAAUUCUCUUCUUCACCUUCGAGUACUUCCUUCGCCUGCUGACAACGUGUGACGUCAAGCAUUUUGUGAAGAGCGCACUUAAUUUUGUAGACUUAGUGGCUGUCAUGCCUUACUUCAUCCAGCUGAUAUUCGAGGCUUUCGCUGACCAGGAAGAUCUCAGCGUCCAAGAUGAUCUGAAAACGAUGGCGAGGGUUAGCAAAGUUAGCAAAGUGCUCAAAGUCGUCAAACUCAUGCGAAUCUUUCGCAUUUUGAAACUGGCGAGGCACUCGACGGGCAUGCGGGCAUUUGGCUUCACUCUUCGGCAGUGUUUCGAACAGGUCUGCUGUCUGUUUCUGUUCAUUAUCAUGGGGAUCUUCACCUUCUCUGCCCUGAUGCACUCAGUGGAGCAGGAUGUUGUAGGAACACCGUUUAGCAGCAUACCAGACGCCUGGUGGUGGGCGGCGGUGAGCAUCUCUACUGUGGGAUAUGGAGAUGUGGUGCCCAUUUCUUACUCCGGUCGAGUGGUGGCCUUCGGGUGCAUAUCGUUCGGAAUUAUUCUAAAUGGAAUGCCAAUCUCCAUCCUGUUUAACAAGUUUUCUGACUAUUAUGCCAAGCUGAAGGCUCAGGAGUACACCAACACGAAAGUCCAACGGGGCUUGAACCUCAAGAAACGACUGCAAAGGAAAUUAGAGAACUGCUUCAAGCCUCCAGCUGAGGAAUCUGAUGAGGACAAUAGAUAUCCCAUUGGCUAGUGUCAUCGCUGAACGUCCUUGGCUUCACUGCCCUUGAACAGAGAGCUCAGGUUCAAAGCCUGCCUUGAAUUAAAUCGGGAUUUAAAAGAUGGGUGGAUGCCAGGUUAAAGAAAAUUUAGCCAUUAACUUUAAGAUGGCUUACAAAUGGCAUGUUGCUAAGGUUCUUUGAUGAGCUAGCUUGUGCUGAUUUUCAGCAGUGUCUGUUCAUUUGUCAGGCAAAAAAAAUGGAUUAAAAAAAGGAGGAAUUUACAUCACAGACUGCAAACUGUUAAUUGCAAGAUCAACACAAACUGUGUUAAAAUGAUUUGAUAUAUCAUUGCCUCUCUAUAAGGUGGUAGAAGUGCACUGUUCAGAUAAAUACAUACAUGAUUUCUUCCUUAAUCAAGAUCACAAAAAGGAUUUCCUAGGAUCAAGUGAGACUUAUGAGGCCUUCAGACACCUUUGGUGUAUUUAGUGUUGCUUUCACAUAGUUUCUAUUCUAGGCAAAAUGCAUUUGGAUACCAUGGCUUAAAAGACUGAUAAAACUGAGAAAAAAAAUAAUAAUAAUUUGAGCACUGUAUUUGUAUAGUCUUCAUUAAGCACUUUAUCACCCUUUCAGAUUAGCACAACACACAUUUGGACUGGUUUUUUUUGAAGGUCUGAAGGGUGAUUUUCUCUAUUGUUUGAUUAUUUGUAAUGACUGUUAUUUAUGAGAGUGUACAGUUGAGGUCAAA
Molecule: messenger RNA, 3370 nt
Organism: Labeo rohita (rohu)
Lineage: Eukaryota; Metazoa; Chordata; Actinopteri; Cypriniformes; Cyprinidae
Product: potassium voltage-gated channel subfamily V member 2
Exons: 2
Coding region: 1050-2657 (535 amino acids)
Biological process (GO): protein homooligomerization; potassium ion transmembrane transport
Cellular component (GO): membrane; voltage-gated potassium channel complex
Molecular function (GO): delayed rectifier potassium channel activity
Source: RefSeq, a predicted model, not a curated record